AUGUGCUGCCCAGUGUCAGAAAGCUUGGUAUCAGUUGCAGGUCAUGGCCAAAACAAUGAAAGCUCCGGAAACAAAGUUAUAUUUAAAAUUGUAACUCCCACUGGUAGUCUUCUUACAAGUGGCGCCCCCACCUCAAGCAGUCAACCUCUCUUUCUGGCCACCAGACCUCAGACGCAGUGUUUCCUGGUGUCUUCAAACAAAUCUAACCCAACUGCUACCAACGGACUAAAGAAACUGGUCACCAUACAAAAUACUGCAGAAAAAGGUGCCAAGGAACUGUGUGUGUCUCCUUCUCGGAUGAAUGUAAAGGUACAAUCGUGUGAAGCAGAGAAACCAAUCCUUGCCCCAAGGCCAGUUAGGCCUCCAAGCCAAAGGAAAAGGCGCAGGAAAGCCUUAUUUGAUGAGCUUCCAGCAACAGUGCAUAAGGCUAGAAGACUGUCAAAUAAAGUACCAAUUGAGAAAGAGACUACUGUGUUAUGGAAGCCUGUAGCCAAAGAAGUGGAAAGGACACUGAGACUUGCCCCACUCAGCUCUGUACAGCAGUUCAAAUGCCCUCGUAGAUACCAGCCUGUAGUGGUGCUCAACCAUCCAGAUGCUGACAUUCCUGAAGUGGCCAAUAUCAUGAGGGUAGUCAAUAGGUACAAAGGUGCGGUCACUAAGGUCUCUUUGUCUCAAAAAACAAUGCAAGCACUCUCAGAACUUGGGCCUCUCGGGAAGAAUUCCUUGACCAAAGGUGCAACAUCUCACAGUGAUGAUCCAAGACCUCGGCCAGUUCAAAGUUCUGUCCGAGAGCGGUUCCUCCUUAAACUGAAACUGAGGAAAAAAAGCAAAAAAAAGUAUGAGGUAGUGGAAACUUUAUCAGGUUGUAGACAAGAGCCAGUGGUGUUUGACUGCUGGUUUUGUGGUCGGCUCUUCCACAGUCAAGAAGAUUGGAUUGGCCAUGGCCAGAGGCAUCUCAUGGAGGCAACUAGAGACUGGAAUAAACUCUUCUAAAGGUUUUCCACCACUUUCGAAUGGGUUGAUAUUUUGUCCUUCUGAGGUGGAUUGGUUGAAGUUGUAUAUUUUUUAUGACCUUCCACUUUGUUCAGUUUUUGUCCUUGUAAAUACCCAAAUCAUAGUUUAUCUUUUAAAAGGUUCAUGUUCUGGUAAAUUAUGUACUGCAUGCAUGAUUCAUCAUGCCCAUGUCAAAUUCAACUGUGAAAAUGGUACACUGUAAUUAGGAGUUAUGGUAAGAGCACUGGCUGAAUGAAAGGGGAUAGUAUCAGCAAAGGUUGUAUGCAGAGUUGGAUUAAAUUACUCAGGUAAAUUCAUAUUAAUCUGGUUUGUCAUUUUUUCUCAUAACUUAAAAAAAGCAUAGGUAUAGACUAAGGGACUUUUGUAUAUUUGUUAUCCUGCACACAAGGACAGGAGGCUGUAUUUGUAUAGCUAACUAAAACUUGUAGACAAAUUCAAUUGUUUUUUGCUUAAUGAUUAGCUCAAUGAAAAAAUGUUCUGAUCCAAAUGAUUCCUUUUUGUAUGAUUAAAAUGAAGAGGGUAUAAUUUUACACUAUUCUGCUGUGAGGAUUAGUUUACAGUUUCCUUGUCAGAAUUUUGUUAACCUGUAGCAUGCAUAGCUAGAGCUGUGACUUCACAGCAAUCUCCUUUGUCUGCAAAUAGAGAAAUGGUUUUGUGAAAUCCUGUUGCAGAAAACAGAAAUUAUGUAUCCAUCAAACAAGGAUGCUUCAUGUUUUUCUGUCAAUACUUAAACACAAAUAGCCCAUUGUACACCCUAUGCAGUUCCCAUGCAAAUGUAUUUUUGUUGUCAGCAGUUCAGGCUGUUUGCUUGUGCUCACGUUGGGGAUCAUGUGAAUCCAUGUUUAAUUUCUGAAUUGAAUGAUGAAUCGUGAAGGUCCCAUUGUUUGAAAUUUAAACAGUAAAUUCUUUUGUAGUUUUAUGAAGGAAGCUGUUUGUAUGUUUCAGACUCCAAAACCUGAGAAACAGCUUAAGAAUCAAGGGUUGUCACAUAAGCUGAGUUUGACAUCCACUUCCAAAGCCUCUAGGUGUACAAAAUUGGUUUCAGAAUUUGUCAUUUGUCAUUUGGAUGGUAACAGUUUUAGAGCAAAUAUACCCCAUACACCAACAAUAAGGGAUAUCAACAACAGAAAAGGUCAAAUAUAGUAUUAACGUUUAUAUAAAGUAAAAACAUUUAAAUAGGAAAAAUGAAAGAUCAAGGGGUUGUCGGCAAAGGCCUUUUGCUUUAUCUGACCAGCAGAACAAAUCCGUUCAACUUUUGGUUCACAUUUUACUAUGAAUUCUCAAAUAAAGAGGAGAUGUGAAAUUAACAAUCUCAAAUAACGACAGCACAAAAUUCUAAUUGCCUUCAUGUUUUAUUUAUUUUUUGACUGAUAAGUCACAGUCAGCAAAAUUAAAGUUUUUCAUGCAUAUAUUUCACAUUAAGAGCCUUUUAGAAAAGACAGAAAUGAUCCUCUUUGAAUUACUGGUAGGCUUUUAAUGUGAAAAUCUGUGCACAAAGCCAGCUUUUCAUUGACAGUGACUUAAAAUACAUUUAUUUAAAAAGCAACAUGGAAGCAGUUUGUAAAACUAAGUGAAUGACAACUGUAUUUCUGUCCAAGAAGACAAGUUCAGCAGCAGAGUGGUGAGUAUGACCUGCCUCUGCCAGCAGCCCAGUUUCCUGCAAUUAUGUUUAUGUGUUCCCAAAUUGCAUGAGCUCAGUUAUGUUGUGGUGUCAGAAAUAACAGUUGGUUUGAUUAUGUUCACAGUCUGUUUUUUUGAAUGAGUGAGCAUUUCUGAACUGCACAUCAAGAGCUGUCAAUGUUAUACAGGAACCAUUAUUAAACCAUCCAAGUUUAAUAAUGCAGUAAUCAAUCCAAGACGAAAACAAGCUUAUGGAUGUUUUUCGUAGAAAACAAGUGAAAUAUGUUAUCAGAUGUUUUAUUGAAUCUAACCCUGUCCUUUAAAUUAUGUUCAAAACUUAUUUGCUGUUAAGUUUAAACAUAACUUGUAGGAGGGAGAGUUGAAACAACAAGGAUGAACUAUUGAGUUUGUAUCAGCAGCCAGUUCAAUGAAGGAUUCUUAUUAACAUAGAGUGAAAUAUUAUGCUUAUAGAUUAGGCAACCUCACCACAUCAAAUGGUUGACUCAUCCAAAUCUGGUCAGUUAAUGCAACAAGGCAGCCAAUAUUGUCGAGCCCUGUGUAGCUUUGCUGCCCACUACAGAAUGGCUCAGUGUGAGCCACUUGGACCACUACCACAGCUUUCUGGGGAAAACUACAAUGUUUUUGGCUCUUGAAUCUGUGUUACUGCUGCUAGUGCUGGUUCAAAAAUGGUCAAAAAUUGUUUUAUGAUGGGAAGGGUUGGCUGGAUCAUCCCCAAAUCAUAUAUUUUAAUGAAAGUACUAAAUGUGACAGAAGAAAAAUUUGACACUGUACAUGAAUACAUGAUAUAUAAAAUUUUGAAACUGUAUUUUUGACCUACGUUAACUGUAGAACAAAACAGAGCGGUGAACCCAUAGACUCAAGAUAAGAACAGAACGGCAUUUUCAUACCUUUAAACAUAGACAUAUAAAUGUUCUUGUUAAUAUCAAAUACGCCGAGAGCUGACCUAGUUACUGUUAUGUUUUGUUUUUCAUGCUCUAUAGACAUUUAGCUGUUGUAGGAGCACCUGCGUUUGGACUCUGCAUUAACUUUCACCUUUUAUUGUAUUUAUACUGAACUGUACAUUUGCUUAUUGCCAUCAAGUCCAGUAUGCUGUACAUACAUUUACUUUAAUGUUACAUUUUUCAUACUUUUUUAAAAAAUCUUAAUAAUGGCAACAGGACAUGGACUUCCUAUUUUCUUAAAGGAUUUUAUUGAUUGUAUUACAUGAUGACCAAACCUUGGAAAUAAUAGUUUUUGUCCGUUCAAUAUGCAAAAGAGACUGAACAAUGCAAACCAUGCUAAUGUUUCAUGGGUUAGCUUUUCCUAUCACUGGCUACAUAGUUUGUUUUUUUCCAGUCAUCAACAGGGCUAUUUAUUCUAAGUUGGAUUAAUUCUGUUUACCAUGAAACUCCUUCAUCCAGCAUCAGUCUGUUUUGGUCUAUUGGGCGAGAUGAACAGAAUUUCAGUACAUACUUCGUGCAAUAACUAAAUGGUAACUUUGUGCGUUAACUAAUUUGUCGGCUCACCUCCUCUUUGAUUUUGUAAUUCACCCCUUCAUGCAGACAGCUUGGACUGAUCACAACCAAAUGGAUGCACAUACCAAAUUAACUCUAGGCCUUUUUUUUUUUUUUCUGGCUAGUCCACAUGGUUUCAUUUACUGCUUCUUCUUCGCUGCUCUCAGGCCAAAGAACUAUUUGGUUUUAUCAUGAAAAUUAAAAAAGAAGAAGUGUUAGUGGUGGUUCUAACAGUACAAGUGAGGUCAACUCUGGGAUAACCACAUAACACUCCUUAUAAGGGAUACACUACUCGAUCGGCUAACUGUGUCAGUUAUACACGCCUGAAAUUAAAAGCGAACAGAAAUCAAAGUCCAUUACGCAAAGACAGUAUAUGCAGCUCAGCCCUUUAGCGGUAAGAAAUGUGAUGCUGUGCUCCACCGAAUGGUGUGUUACAGGGUUCACUUGGGAAAUGCUGAACUGAUGUAUUGCUGAAUGCUCCUGUCUAGUGGGCUGAAACUUCCCUCAUGCUAAGUGCCUCAAAUGUCCUUUGGCAGGUUGACUAUGUGUAUUGUCUUCUUUUGUUCAAUUUACUGGUUCACUCUUCUCUAAUAAAUGUACAGACCCUCAGA
Molecule: messenger RNA, 4759 nt
Organism: Stegastes partitus (bicolor damselfish)
Lineage: Eukaryota; Metazoa; Chordata; Actinopteri; Pomacentridae
Product: zinc finger protein 518A
Exons: 2
Coding region: 1-993 (330 amino acids)
Source: RefSeq, a predicted model, not a curated record